AUGGAACCACAUUCGACUUCGAGUUCGCAUACCCCAGCAUCGUACAGGCAGCUUCCUGAGGGAUCCUUUCGCCUGAUCCAGUUACUUCCAGGCUCUUGGAAUGAUACCCUUAACACGGAGCUCUUGGAACCAAUUGCUUAUCUAAGGCCAGGUAAUCAGUAUACGGCAGAGCUUUCCAAUCUUGAUGGCCAGACCCCUAACUACGUUGCGUUAUCCUACACUUGGGGGAAUUGUCGGACGCCAAGAACAAUCACUAUCAAUGGAGUCACUCAAUGGAUCACGACAAAUCUCGAUCUUGCCUUGCGAACUCUGCGUGCAGAACAACAACAGAAACCCGUCACCAUAUGGGUCGACGCUUUAUGCAUUGACCAAAACGACGAUAUGGAGAGAAGUCGUCAGGUUAGCCUCAUGCAUCAAAUAUUUCAACAGGCCGCUUAUGUCCAUGCAUACGUUGGCGAUCCAUUCGACAGAGGACUCGGAUAUGAGCAGCACUUGAAGGAGCUCGGGAGUUCAGACCCCUUUCAGUUCUCGACCGAGACAGACAAAGCCUAG
Messenger RNA from Fusarium redolens, 552 nucleotides. Its product is annotated as heterokaryon incompatibility protein-domain-containing protein. The transcript has a single exon. Lineage: Eukaryota; Fungi; Ascomycota; Sordariomycetes; Hypocreales; Nectriaceae. Bases 1 to 552 code for a protein of 183 amino acids. The record is from RefSeq and is a predicted model, not a curated record.